AUUGACUCUAUUUUAUCUCCAACAGAGUGUCGAGUCUAAAACCCUCUAUUCAGCCGUCUCCGGGUUCCCUCUAAUUUCCUCUCACACCGCAUCUGCCAUUGAAGCUCCGCUACGAAAGCUUCAACAAGAGCUUCGUUCAUCCACCAUACUUGUGAUUUUUCUUGACUUGUUGCGGAUUUCUUAUACGAGAGAAUGUCUUCCCGCUUUUGGACCCAGCCUGGAAGCUCCUCAGAGGAGGAGGAGAGUGACUAUGAUGAGGAGGUUGAAAAUACAGGUGGUGAGGCUACCACUGAACCAGUCGGAAACCGAUACCUUGAGGUUAAUCAAAGUGACAGCGACGACCCUGAUGAUGAAAGGCGUGUCGUUAGAUCAGCGAAAGACAAGCGCUUUGAUGAAUUGUCGGCAACUGUUCACCAAAUGAAGAAUGCCAUGAAUAUCAAUGACUGGGUUAGCUUGCAAGAGAGCUUUGACAAGAUAAAUAAGCAACUUGAGAAGGUCAUGCGUAUUACAGAGGCUGUUAAAGUACCCACUCUAUACAUAAAAGCGCUUGUAUUGUUGGAAGACUUUUUGGCUCAGGCUUUGGCAAACAAGGAUGCUAAGAAGAAGAUGAGUAGUAGCAACGCCAAGGCCUUGAACUCAAUGAAGCAGAAAUUGAAGAAGAACAAUAAGCAGUAUGAGGAAUUGAUUAAUAAGUAUAGGGAGAAUCCUGAGCAGAGUGACAAGGAAGCAGAAGAGGAUUCAGAAGACGAUGGAUCUGUUUCUGAAAUUGAGGAUCCUACUGAUAUUGUAAUGUCAAAUAGUGAUGAUGAUGGGGAUGAAGAAGAAGAUGAAAAGGAUGACCAAACUGAUGAAGGCUGGGAGAAGAAGAUGAGUAAGAAAGACAAGCUCAUGGAUAGGCAAUUCAUGAAGGACCCAAGCGAGAUCACAUGGGAUACAGUUAACAAGAAAUUUAAAGAGGUUGUGGCUGCUCGGGGAAGGAAGGGAACUGGAAGGUUUGAGCAGGUUGAACAGCUUACCUUCUUGACAAAGGUUGCUAAGACCCCUGCACAGAAGCUGGAGAUAUUUUUUAGUGUUGUUUCUGCUCAGUUUGAUGUGAAUCCUGGUCUCAAUGGGCACAUGCCAAUAAAUGUGUGGAAGAAGUGCGUGCAGAAUAUGCAAGUUAUACUUGAUAUUCUUGUGAAGUAUCCUAACAUUACGGUGGAUGACAUGGUGGAACCUGAUGAGAAUGAAUCCCAGAAAGGACCAGAUUAUGAUGGGACAAUUAGGGUCUGGGGAAACUUGGUGGCCUUCUUAGAAAGGAUAGAUACUGAGUUUUUCAAGAGCUUGCAGUGCAUUGAUCCCCAUACUCGUGAGUACAUUGAAAGACUUAGGGAUGAGCCUAUGUUUUUGUGUCUAGCUCAAAAUGUUCAAGAUUAUUUAGAACGAGUUGGUAAUUACAAAGCUGCUGCCAAGGUAGCCUUAAGGCGGGUCGAACUCAUUUAUUAUAAGCCACAGGAAGUUUAUGAUGCCAUGAGAAAAUUGUCUGAGCAGACGGGAGAGAGCGAUAAUGGUGAAGAGCCUAAAGUGGCAGAGGAAAGUCGCGGUCCAUCUCCAUUUAUUGUAAUUCCCGAGCUGGUUCCUCGAAAACCUACCUUUUCAGAGAGUAGCAGGACUAUGAUGGAUAUUUUGGUUUCCCUCAUAUACAAGUAUGGCGAUGAUAGGACUAAAGUUCGUGCAAUGCUUUGUGAUAUUUACCACCAUGCUCUGCGGAAUGAGUUUUGCACUGCCCGUGACUUGCUGCUAAUGAGUCACCUGCAAGAUAUUAUUCAGCAGAUGGACAUUUCGACUCAGAUACUUUAUAAUAGGGCCAUGGCACAACUUGGUCUGUGUGCAUUUCGUAGUGGAUUAAUUACUGAAGGGCAUAGUUGCCUUUCUGAACUAUAUUCAGGUGGAAGAGUAAAAGAGUUGCUUGCACAAGGUGUCUCACAAAGUAGAUAUCAUGAGAAAACUCCAGAACAGGAAAGGCUGGAGAGGAGACGACAAAUGCCUUACCAUAUGCAUAUAAACCCUGAGCUCCUGGAGGCAGUACAUUUGAUAUGUGCCAUGCUGCUGGAAGUGCCUAACAUGGCAGCUAACAUCCAUGAUGCAAAGCGCAGACUGAUCAGUAAGACAUUCAAGAGGUUGCUUGAGGCGAGUGAGAAGCAAACAUUCACAGGCCCCCCAGAAAAUGUAAGGGACCAUGUGAUGGCAGCUUCCAGGGCACUUGGCAAAGGUGACUUCCAAAAGGCCUUUGAUGUCAUCAAUUCUCUUGAUGUUUGGAAGCUCCUCCCGAACCGUGAGAAUGUUCUUGAGAUGCUCAAGGCUAAGAUCAAGGAAGAAGCUCUGAGGACCUACCUUUUCACCUACUCCUCAUCCUAUAAGACUCUGAGCUUGGAACAACUCACCAAGUUGUUUGACCUUUCAGAGGCCCAGAUUCAUAGCAUUGUUAGCAAGAUGAUGGUCAAUGAAGAGCUCUUUGCAAGUUGGGACCAGCCAACACGUUGCAUCGUUUUCCAUGACAUUGAGCAGACUAGGUUGCAGGCUCUAGCUUUCCAGUUGACUGAGAAGCUGGCAAUCCUUGCAGAAAGUAAUGAAAGGGCAACAGAAGCAAGGAUAGGCGGUGGUGGGUUAGAUCUACCUCAAAGGCGUAGAGACAACCAGGACUAUGCUACUGGAACAGCUGCUGGGGGUGGUAGAUGGCAGGACAACAACUUGUCCUUCAAUCAAGGAAGGCAAGGUGGUGGCGGUGGGCGUGCCGGAUACAACACUGGAGGCAGAUCAUUCAACCAAAAUGCUGGUGGUGGGUAUUCUAGGGACCGAGCAGGUCAGUACCGAGGCUCAGGGCAAAACUCUCGUUAUCAAGAUGCUGCAUAUGCCGGAUCAGGGAGGACUGGCUAUCAGACUGGUUCAGCCUCAAGGGGAUCUCAGGAUACUUCAACUCGCAUGGUCAGUCUACAUAGGGGGCUUCGUGCCUAAAAAAGCGUAGUUAUUCCCCAUAGAGAGCUUCUCUGUUUGGUUUCUGUUGUCAGUUAAAUUUCCCCCUCAUUAAACCUAGUUUUUUAUUGUUUGAAUUUAUAUUUAGAGGCUUAAGUUUUGGACCUUUAAACGUUGAGAGUUGGGGUUUUGUAUGCUAGUACUAUGCAUUUUGGCUAUGGAUGCAUGCAAGCUUUUAAUUUA
Messenger RNA from Prunus dulcis (almond), 3195 nucleotides. Its product is annotated as eukaryotic translation initiation factor 3 subunit C-like. Gene Ontology annotation, molecular function: translation initiation factor activity; RNA binding; translation initiation factor binding. The transcript is spliced from 4 exons. Lineage: Eukaryota; Viridiplantae; Streptophyta; Magnoliopsida; Rosales; Rosaceae. The record is from RefSeq and is a predicted model, not a curated record. Gene Ontology annotation, cellular component: eukaryotic translation initiation factor 3 complex. The coding region runs from base 193 to 2994 and encodes 933 amino acids. Gene Ontology annotation, biological process: translational initiation.